Messenger RNA from Morone saxatilis (striped sea-bass), 2195 nucleotides. Its product is annotated as sphingosine kinase 1-like. The transcript is spliced from 5 exons. Gene Ontology annotation, cellular component: cytoplasm; membrane; intracellular membrane-bounded organelle. The record is from RefSeq and is a predicted model, not a curated record. NCBI's taxonomy places the organism in Eukaryota, Metazoa, Chordata, Actinopteri, Moronidae. Gene Ontology annotation, biological process: sphingosine biosynthetic process; cellular response to growth factor stimulus; negative regulation of apoptotic process. The coding region runs from base 80 to 1753 and encodes 557 amino acids.
GGCGGGUUGCAAUGUGAGACCGUGGCUGGUGCUUUAUCCCGGACCCCCUCCGCGUCCCGGUCUGGCCCGUCCGCUCAGGAUGGAUCAGAGGAGAGCAGAACCGGACCGCAACUCCAUCACCAACCCGGUUUCACUUUACGGGGAAUUCACUGUCACCGGUAACCGAAAAGUCCGGUACGCCGUGAGCUUGAGCGAGAGGGAGCUCAUCGUCCAGAGGCUCACCUCAACACCUGUCGGGCGGAACAAGCUGGUGCUCAGCCUGAAGGACUGCGUCGGCUGCCGGUCUUACCGAGCAGAGGACGUCGCGGACCCGGCAGCGUACCUCGCGGUCUACCUGUACCCGCUCCGACGGCGCUGGGUCAGUUCCGGGGGCUCGCGCCAGAGAGCGGAGCACUGCUUCCGUCUCGAGGCGCUUCAGGACCCGCGCGCUAACCUGGAGGAGGCAGAGAAGUGGGCUCGCGCCAUCCGAGAACGCUCUGCCCGGCAACGGUAUCUAAGAGACGGGGUGUUGAUGAGCGAGUUGUCUCGUCCGUGCCGUAUGAUGCUGCUGGUGAAUCCACAGAGCGGGAAAGGACAGGCGCUCACGCUGUACAACAACCACAUCCAACGAAUGCUCAACGAGGCGGGAAUCCCACACACUCUGGUUAUUACCGAGCGGCAGAACCACGCCCGAGAGCUGGUGAGGGAGGCUGACCUGUCACAGUGGGAUGCUUUAGUCAUCAUGUCUGGAGACGGACUUCUAUUUGAGGUGAUAAAUGGUCUGCUGGAGAGACCAGACUGGGAGGAGGCCAUCCGGACACCGCUGGGUAUCCUCCCUGGUGGAUCAGGCAACGCCUUGGCUGCAUCCAUACAUCACUACUCUGGAGCCUCGCCGGUGUCCAGUGAGGAGCUUCUGGUAAGCUGUGGUUUCCUGCUCUGUAAAGGACUCGUGUCCCGUAUGGACCUGGUCUCCAUCCACCUCUCCUCCAGCCCUCGUCUCUUCUCCUUCCUGUCGCUGGCCUGGGGCUUCGUAGCAGACGUGGAUAUAGAGAGCGAGAAGUACCGUCACGUCGGAGCUGCCCGGUUCACAGUCGGCACGCUGAUCAGGCUGGCUUCUCUCCGCGUCUACAAGGGCAAGCUGGCUUACCUGCCUGCCACCGAGGACUACAACAACAAGGAGGGUUUGAGAAAUAACGUGACGCUGCACUGCAACAAUCAGGCCUCCUCCCUGGGUCCAGCCUCUGUGCUGUGUCGACCGUCCAGAGACUCUCCCUGUGAGAACACCUUCCACAACUCCUGCCACUCCAACAACUCCCUCAAAGUGAGGAGGACGGAGAGCACGCCUUCUCGAAGCGCCACCAAAUCCCUCCCCGGCCCGCCAGAUUCCCUGCUGCUGCCUCUGGACCAGCCGCUGCCCAGCGACUGGGUGGUGGUGCAGGAGGAAGACUUUGUCCUCAUGCUGGCCAUGUACCAGUCCCACCUGGCGGAAGACCUGAUGGCAGCCCCGGGCGCCACGGCGGCCGACGGCGUCAUCCAUCUUUUCUACGUUAAAGCGGGAAUAUCCCGCACCGCGCUGCUGAAGCUGUUCCUAGCAAUGGAGAAAGGUGCACAUCUGGCUACUAACUGUCAACAUCUGGUGUACACUAAGGUGCGGGCACUCAGACUGGAGCCAUAUUCACCCAAAGGGAUAAUAACAGUAGAUGGAGAAGUGGUGGAAUAUGGGCCGGUGCAAGCAGAGGUACACAGAGGCCUGGCCAGAUUAAUCUCUGGAUGAACUGAACCACCAGCAGCUCUGCUGUUAAAGGCCCAAUAAACAUAUUUUAGCAUUUCAAAUCUGUCUUAAAUCUUAAAACUAAAUCAAUGGAUGUGAGACUCAUUCACUGUUAUCUGUACAACGGUACAAAGGUACCCGUGUUUCAGGAGGAAAUGACGUGAUGUAGGUUGGGCUAUUACGACAGACAGGUGCGAUGUACGGAGACCCAAAGUGUUGAAUAUUGAAUAAAUGAGUAAGACAUUAUGAAAUUAAUAAUCAUAUUAAUAAAUGGAGACAAACUACAUAAUAGAGCCAUUUAUUUGUAAAAUAACCUAAUGCAGAGCGUUACUACCUAAGGCAUGUGACAAAGCCUGUAAUGUGAUUGGUUGUUUAAGCAGCCAAUCACAUUACUGACUCUGCCCUCAAACAGACUUUAUUACAAAACCCCCUGAAACAAGAUACA